AUGAGCAUCGGUUUAUACGCCCAGGCUCCGCCUUCACUCAGACAGAUAAAAUUAGGAGCAUACUCGUCAUCAAGCGAUCUGGUAUUUUCUAGCAAUCUCGCGGAUCCAAAAGCUCACACACAGGAGCGGGCGAAGGACUUUGGUCGUUAUGGGCUCACAGCGAUGCAAUGUUCUUCCGAGUUCAAGAGCUUGUUCCAUUACAUCGAGCGCGCCGUCGCAUAUAGGAACAAGAUUGGACAUGUGAAAGAAUCCGAUAUCGAUCUGGAUUGGAAACCUGAAGGUGCAAUGAGGGUCAUGAUUUACAAUCAUAAGCUGUACGUCCUCGAGUCGAAGGUCAAUGAUGAUUUUAUGGUUAGUCGUGCACUUAGUACACUCCAUCAAAUCGACCGCGCUAUCGCGACGAGCCCAGAAUCACUCCCGGAUAUCGAAUUCACUUUCGUGGUUAGUGAUGUUCCGGAUAUCAAACACCAGCACCAUACCUUCUGGUCACUUUCGCGGCUGGCUAUAGAUGAGGAGAUGUGGCUCAUGCCGGACUUCGGAUACUGGUCGUGGCCAGUGGACUUGGUAGGAAACUACGAGCAAAUCCGCGCAGAGAUCGAAGCGAACGAGGUAGUGUGGGAAGAAAAGGUCCCUAAGGCGUUGUGGCGUGGCGCUGUUAAGACAAAUAAAGUGCGGAGCUCGUUGAUGAGAGUGUCGCAGGGGAAAAGCUGGGCAGAUGUCCAUGAAGUAAGGUGGAAGAAUCGUACCGAUAUUGCUGCAGAUUCCGCGGAUUUGGCAUUGUCCAUAGUGGAUCAUUGCGGUUAUCAGUUCCUUAUACAUACUGAAGGGCGAAGCUACUCCGGCCGUGGCAAGUACCUCCUUAACUGCAGAUCAGUAACCAUAAUGCACAAGAGCGAAUGGAUCGAGCCACACCAAAGAGUGCUUGUGCGAUCUGGGCCGGACCAGAAUUUUGUUGAAGUCGAGAGCGACUUCUCUGAUCUCGAAUCUAAAAUACAGGAACUACUCCAAGACUCCCAGCGAGCGAAAAUGAUCGCAAAUAAUAGUGCAAAGACCUUCCGCGAACGAUAUCUGACGCCCGCUGCACAAACUUGCUAUUGGCGUCAGUUGAUCCGCUCUUGGGCUGAAGUGAGCUUUCAACCGAAGCCAUGGGUACUCAUUGAUGGGAGGAUGCAGCUAAGAGGUAUGCCGUUUGAGACUUUUGUGUAAGUAUCACGCACAAGACUAAAAAUGUUAAUAGACAUAACUGAUCCAAUACAGCAUACAAACCCUUAAGAAACCUUAUGUUUACUGUCCUCUUUGGAAGAAAUUAGUGCUGCAGUG
Aaosphaeria arxii CBS 175.79 is the source of this 1320-nucleotide messenger RNA. RefSeq lists its product as uncharacterized. Bases 1 to 1206 code for a protein of 401 amino acids. The transcript has 3 exons. The record is from RefSeq and is a predicted model, not a curated record. Lineage: Eukaryota; Fungi; Ascomycota; Dothideomycetes; Pleosporales.